CGACCGCAGACUUUGGUGACAAUCUUGCACUAAUAUCCGUCGGAUUUAAAAUGAAAGGUCGAAAUCCUCUGAUCAAAUUAGGUGCACCCGUUGGAUCGGAAGUAGACGGCGAUGCGCAGUUUUCACUACAAGGCGCCUAAAAGGAUCCGCCGACGACGACGAUGUCGGAAAAGGAAAAACAAGGAGAGGAAUAGAGGCCUCACCGAGGAGAGAGGAGAGGAAACCCUAAUCCAAGUACCCAUCAGCUCCACGCACUUUUUGCUACCGAAAUUGACGAUUCAUAUACCUCUGGGAAAUUGCUGCAGCUCGUUGCGCCGCUAGCCCUAACUAGGGCUUCAACGCGGCGGUGAGCAAGUCUAGCGGAUUCUAGUCCGGAUCUUGUCGGAAUUCGUACGGGGCCUGGGGGGUUUGUGGCGGAUUCGAGCUCUGCCUCCCAGGGUGACUGGUCCUCGGAUGGCGGAUUGAUCAUGGUGCGCCUUCUAGGAUUGAGCCGCUUCGGAGGGGAUGAGGCCCCGCGUGAGAUCACCCGCACGAAUCCGGUGGUUGGUGAGGGAGGGAGUGGGGAGAAUGGGUGGCUCAUCCGGUUUUUUGACUCCGCCUUUUUCUGUGAGUGGAUCGCAGUCAGCUAUCUCUACAAGCAUGAGCACCCCGGCGUCCGGGAUUAUCUCUGCAACCGGAUGUACACGCUGCCGCUUGCCGGCCUUGAAAACUACCUCUUCCAGAUCUGCUACAUGCUGGUGCACAAGCCUAGUCCAUCUCUCGACAAAUUCGUCAUCGAUACGUGUUCGAAAUCCUUGCGGAUCGCCCUCAAGGUGCAUUGGUUUCUGAUGGCGGAGCUUGAGGACUCCGAGGACAGCGAGGGCAUCAGCAGGAUCCAGGAGAAGUGCCAGAUUGCCGCCACGCUGAUGGGGGAUUGGCCUCCGCUAAUCCGUCCGCCUGCUGGAUCCUCGUCGAACCUCAAAAGCACCCCUAAACUCAACCGGAUACUGUCGUCAAAGCAGCGAUCGCCUUCGUUCGCCGUAUCGCCUCCGCUGGGUUCUAGUUCUCCGACUGAGGAGAAUCGAAACAACGGGAGCGCUGGAAAUGACUGUAAUGGCAAGGCAUCAACAUCUUCUGAAGAGGGCAAGCUGUUAAAAAAGCUCUUGCCGGGGCCCAAGGUCCUUGAGGCAUUCUCUUUUAGGAAGUCCGCGGAGAAGCAAGAGGAGGAAAGCGAUAAAGAUGGGUUCUUCCGCAGGCUUCGCAGAGACAGCAAGGAGAAGGAGGACGAGCCCGACAGAGAUGGUUUUCUUCGUCGGCUGCUCAGCAGGGAGAAGGAUGAGGAGCUUACACCUAGUUCAGAGGGUUUCCUUAAGAGAUUUUUUCGUGAUAAGGAUGGUAAAAUAGGGGAAGACGUGGAAGAGGAUGGUUUUCUCCGUAGAAUUUUCAAGGAUAAACAUGAAGAAAGGAAAGAUGGUGAGCACUGCAAGCAUGGGAAAGAAGAUACUUGCAAUGGGAACAUUGAGGAAGAAGAGAAGGAGAGUUUGUUCAGGAAGUUAUUUAAAGAGAAAAAUGAUGAAAAAGCGGAUGGUUUUAAUGGUAGUCAUGAUGGAGAAGAUAGGACUACUGGUGUUGUUGAUGAAGAAGAGAAGGAAGGAUUUUUUCGUAGGCUUUUGAAGGAUAAGAAUGAAGAGAAGAAGGAGAUUGGAUUAAAAAAUGAGGAGGCGCGGAGCAGCAGGACAGCUGAGGAUGAUGAUAAGGAUGGUUUUUUUCGGAGAAUAUUUAAGGAUAAGAAUGAAGAAAGAAGUAUUACUGCACAUGUUAAGAACAUGGAUGAAGAAAGAGCAAGCAAAAGCGCUGAUGGUGAUGAAAAGGAUGGCUUUUUUCGUAGAAUAUUUAAGGAAAAGAAUGAAGAAAAAAAAAUUUCAGGGCAUUCCAGGAAUGAGGAUACGGAAAAGCUUAGCAGAAAUAGUGUGGAUGAUGAAAAGGAUGGUUUCUUUCGCAGAAUUUUCAAGGAUAGGAAUGAAGAGAAGAAAGAUUUUGUGUCUGAGAGGACUGGUGAUGAAGAAAGGCUUAGCAGGAGUAUUGAGGAUGAUGAGAAAGAUGGUUUCUUGCGCCGAAUUUUCAAGGAAAAGCAUGAUGAAAGGAAGGCUGCUGUACAUCAGAGGAGAGUAGAUGAAGAGAGAUGUAGCAGAAGUGCCGAUGAUGAUGAAAAGGAUGGUUUCUUCCACAGAGUAUUCAAGGAAAAAAAUGAAGAAAAACGGGUUUCUGAUAUUGAAAGGAAUGAGGAUGAAGAAAGGUUAUGCAAGAGUAAUGAUGAUGAUGAAAAGGAUGGUUUUUUCCACAGAAUUUUCAAGGACAAGCAUGAUGAAAAAAAAGUUUCUGGCCAUGAGCGGGUUGAAGAGGUAGACAAGCCAAGGAGUACCAUCGAUGAUGACGUUGGAAAGGAAGGGUUCUUUCGUAGGCUUUUUAAGGACAAGCAUGAAGAAAAGAAAGAUGAGGAUCACGAUAGAAAACAAGAAGAGAACCAGACUAAUGGAAAUUUGGUGGAAGAGGAGAGUUCUGAGUUUUUGUCAUUUCGCAGGUUGUUUAGGGUGCAUCCUGAAGAUAAUAAGAAUGCUUCUAUGAGUAGAAAACAUGAUGGUCCAUAUGAUAGUAGUAUUGGAAAUGAGAACUUUUUCCGGAGGCUAUUUCGUGAUCGUGAUCGUUCUAUUGAAGAUUCUGAGCUUUUUGGUUCAAAGAAACCAAGAGAGCAAUCACGCCCUGGCUCACCAAGGCAGCGGCUGGAAAGGUCAUCCACAAAGCCACCAUUGCCAGAUCAUUUGAUUUCACAAAUUCGAAAAGGAACAUAUCAUGCAUCCCUAGAGUUUGUUCAAUGUUUAUGUGAUACUUCGUAUGGCUUGGUGGACAUAUUCCCUAUUGAUGAUCGAAAGGUUGCUCUUCGAGAGUCCCUUCAGGAAAUCAAUUCUCAAAUUUCUGAAUUUCAAAAAAGUGGAGGCCUGUGCUUCCCUAUGGGAAAGGGGAUGUAUCGUGUUGUCCAUAUACCAGAGGAUGAAGCUGUACUUCUUAAUUCCAGGGAGAAGGCACCUUAUUUAAUAUGUGUUGAAGUUUUGAAAUGUGAAUCACCUAGCCAAACAAAGAUGACAUCUGAUGUUCAAAAACUCUCUAGAGGAAUAAUUCCUCUAGCAAAUGUAGAUGUGCAGUCACCAAAGCCUCCUCCAUGGGCAUUUCCUCUUUGGAGCAAACAUCCAGUUCAUCAUUUUGAUACAGAUAGAAUGUUGAAAAAUACAUCACAAGCUAUUGACCAGGUUAUGGCUCAGUUAUGGGAAGCUAAAGUAAAAAUAGUUCAUGUUAGCUUAUUGGUCGAUGAUCAGAAGGCCGGCACAUCAAGGGAUAGUGAAGAAAAUGAUCCGAUUUCUAUCAGUGAUUUGAAUAACGAUUUUAUGGGAAAUUCUGAUGAAAUUUUGGAAAGUGUGAUGGUUAAGUUGUCGGCCAUUCCUGGGGUUAACAUGGAAGAUGUAGUUGAACAAGAAGCACCUUGUCGGAAGGAACAUCGUCGUGUUCCCAGCACUAUUGCAUUUGAGGAAGUAAAGGCAAAAGCUGCCAGUGGUCAGACACCUCCUGGACUCUCUCUAAAGGGUGCUGGUCAAAAUUCGCCUGAUCAGCAGCCAAUGGUAGUAAAUGGUGGAGUUCCUAAACCAAGUGAUGCAUUAUCUGGUGAAUUAUGGGAGGUUAAGAAAGAAAGGAUACGCAAGUUGUCUCCGUAUGGGAAAGUUUCUGGUUGGGACUUGUGCUCUGUUAUUGUCAAGAGUGGUGAUGAUUGUAGACAGGAGCAUCUAGCAGUACAACUGGUGGCUCAUUUUUAUGAUAUCUACCAAGAAGCUGGUUUGCCGCUGUGGUUGAGACCUUAUGAGGUCAUUGUCACUUCCUCCUAUACUGCCCUUAUCGAAACCAUUCCUGAUACGGCUUCAAUUCAUUCAAUAAAGAGUAGAUUUCCUAAUAUAUCGAGCUUGCGUGAUUAUUUUGUGGCUAAAUAUGAACUGAACUCUUCAAAUUUUAAGAUCGCUCAGAGAAAUUUUGUUGAGAGCAUGGCUGGAUAUUCCAUUUUAUGUUAUCUUCUACAGGUGAAGGAUCGUCAUAAUGGAAACUUGCUGAUUGAUGAAGAAGGUCAUAUCAUUCAUAUUGAUUUUGGUUUUAUGCUAUCUAAUUCCCCUGGAGGUGUAAACUUUGAGAGCGCUCCCUUUAAAUUAACUCGUGAGCUUCUCGAGGUAAUGGAUUCUGAUGCUGAAGGGAAUCCGAGUGAAUUCUUUGAUUACUUCAAAGUGCUCUGCAUACAAGGCUUUCUUACUUGCCGGAAGCAUGCAGAACAAAUAAUACUCAUUGUUGAAAUGCUACAGGAUUCUGGCUUUCCCUGUUUCAAAGGGGGUCCUCGGACAAUACAAAAUCUUAGGAAACGAUUUCAUUUAAGCCUAACGGAGGAGCAAUGUGUAUCUUUGGUGCUUUCCUUGAUCAGUAGCAGCUUAGAUGCCUGGCGGACCAGGCAGUAUGAUUAUUAUCAGCGGGUGCUCAAUGGAAUUUUAUGAUGGUGUUUUGUUUUCGUGGUAUUAAUCUACCUUCAAUUUUGCUAGUUUCCAUUCAGUACUGGGGAUAUCUGGCGAAGAAUGUUAGUUCGCAAGUUUUGUAGCACAUUUUGGUUAGUUCCUUUAUCAGGUGACAGUUUUGUUAGCUUUGGACCUCAAGGUUUCAGGUCGCGGUGAUGGUUAAAUGCUCUGCCUGCUCUUCGGGUUUGAUCAAGUUUGAGCUUUUGCAGAUGAUAGCUGAAAUUAUGUGGAGAUCAGAUCAUGAAUGAGACAGUUAGGUUCUUACCUCUUUUGUGACUUUGACCUGCUUUGCUAUGCCUCCGUGGAUAGUAGAUGUUAGCUGCAUGAAUUCAAUGGGUUUAUGCCUGCAUCCGAAUUUGUUAUUUGUACAGCAGAGGUUGUUGGAAAACGCUCAGGCACAGGAUGAAACUGGAGCAGCUUCACUUUCAUCAAAGAUUUACCUUUUCAGUGAGCAUCGUGUAAGCAGCCAGCUGAAGAUUUGGGUGCUUGAAAAAAUUAUUAAAAAAAAAAGAAAAGAAAAAGAAUAUAUGUACAGAUGAUUGGUAUCUAGAUUCUAUUUGAGUGGCUUGAGAAUUGGAAGAUUGCUAAA
Messenger RNA from Phalaenopsis equestris, 5166 nucleotides. Its product is annotated as phosphatidylinositol 4-kinase beta 1-like. NCBI's taxonomy places the organism in Eukaryota, Viridiplantae, Streptophyta, Magnoliopsida, Asparagales, Orchidaceae. Gene Ontology annotation, biological process: phosphatidylinositol phosphate biosynthetic process; phosphatidylinositol-mediated signaling. The record is from RefSeq and is a predicted model, not a curated record. The transcript has 16 exons. The coding region runs from base 468 to 4559 and encodes 1363 amino acids. Gene Ontology annotation, molecular function: 1-phosphatidylinositol 4-kinase activity. Gene Ontology annotation, cellular component: membrane; cytoplasm.